CAAGAGCCCUAAGGCUUUUCAACUUCUAGAGUCUUCUACUGCUUCAAUAUCUCCCGACCUUUCUUUCAGCCGUCCAAGGGGUGUUCUGAGAUCACAGGAAAGAUGGUGAAGGCUGUGGCUGUUCUUGGAAAUAGCGAGUGUGUUAUUGGAACUAUCUUUUUCUCCCAAGAAGGAGAUGGUCCAACCACGGUUACGGGCGAUGUUUCUGGUCUCAAGGCUGGGCUUCAUGGAUUCCAUGUUCAUGCCAUGGGUGACACAACCAACGGCUGCAUGUCAACUGGACCACAUUUCAACCCUGCUGGAAAACAGCAUGGUGCUCCCGAGGACGAGAAUCGCCAUGCUGGUGAUUUAGGGAACAUUACUGUUGGUGAAGAUGGAAAGGCUAGCUUUACCAUUACUGAUAACCAGAUUCCUCUCUCUGGACCUAACUCCAUUAUCGGAAGGGCUGUUGUGGUCCAUGCUGACCCCGACGAUCUUGGCAAGGGUGGACAUGAACUCAGCUUAUCUACUGGAAAUGCUGGUGCUAGAGUAGCCUGUGGCAUUAUUGGGUUGCAAGGUUGAAAUUCGUUGCCGAAUCGAAUCCAAGUGCUCUAAUGUUUCCAGGAAGAGUCCUAAACUCUUUUUAUUGAAUAAAAGCAAGGCAUUGGAUUGUUUUGUUCUGUUUGUGAUGAUAGAUCUUUUACUUAUCUGUUCUUGUCUGCUGUUUUAUUAAUAUAUAUCUGGAAUUUUAGUGUCUU
This is a messenger RNA of Cucurbita pepo subsp. pepo (vegetable marrow), 737 nucleotides long. RefSeq names its product superoxide dismutase [Cu-Zn]. Gene Ontology annotation, biological process: superoxide metabolic process. NCBI's taxonomy places the organism in Eukaryota, Viridiplantae, Streptophyta, Magnoliopsida, Cucurbitales, Cucurbitaceae. The record is from RefSeq and is a predicted model, not a curated record. Gene Ontology annotation, molecular function: copper ion binding.